This is a messenger RNA of Rhizoctonia solani, 648 nucleotides long. RefSeq names its product 12-oxophytodienoate reductase 2. Lineage: Eukaryota; Fungi; Basidiomycota; Agaricomycetes; Cantharellales; Ceratobasidiaceae. The record is from RefSeq and is a predicted model, not a curated record. The transcript is spliced from 2 exons. The coding region runs from base 1 to 648 and encodes 215 amino acids.
AUGCAGCCCCAGCCAAUCCCCAUGCUGGACCUUUUCCCCCCCAAGCCCAAAGAUAUAGACCAUGAUACAGAACUGUAUCAUUUGGAGCUCAAGACCAUACCUGAACUCAACCUAACCCAUAUUUGGGAACAGGUCAUGCAAGCACACAGCCCGCUCAACUUGGGAGAUCAAGAGCUUUGCUCCAAAGGCUCUCAUUCACACAGCACACAUACCUCAAAGAUGCAAUUGGAUUUGUUGGAGCUUGGAGGAAGUGACUUGGAUGAGUUGGCAGAUGUGGACAACAUGGAAUACAACCCUGCAACAUAUGGAUUACUGCCCAAAUUGUUCAUUCAGGAGCAAUUGUUGGUCAAGGUUGCUAAACUGGGAUAUCUUGCCAAUCUCAACAAUUGCCCUUACUGUCAUUCCCCUUGCCUUGACCCUUCUGGACGUCUGUAUUCCAUUUUCCAACAUAUUCCACUUAUCCCCCAGCUGCAAGCACUCUUUUGGAACCAAGCAAGAUUCUUAAAAAUGCUAUAUUGGUCUGAAUUCCAGCAGAGUGGAACACAUGUCCGGGAUGUAUUUGAUGCCAUACUCUAUGAACUAUUAUGCACUACGCGUGUGGUUGUUGAUGGAGUUGAACAGCCAUACCAACAUUUUGAGGACUUUUGA